Protopterus annectens (West African lungfish) is the source of this 8970-nucleotide messenger RNA. RefSeq names its product sestrin-2-like. Lineage: Eukaryota; Metazoa; Chordata; Ceratodontiformes; Protopteridae. The record is from RefSeq and is a predicted model, not a curated record. Gene Ontology annotation, cellular component: nucleus. Gene Ontology annotation, biological process: regulation of response to reactive oxygen species; cellular response to leucine starvation; positive regulation of macroautophagy. Gene Ontology annotation, molecular function: oxidoreductase activity, acting on peroxide as acceptor; L-leucine binding.
UGCCAAACCAAAGAGGGCGGGUGUGUAUUGCAAGGCAACAGAGAGGAUUGCAUCAGCGAGUUUAGAAUGUCAUACUUUCGCUUGGCAGGCCGAUGGAGCGGGAUGACUGUAAAUAAUGGGUUUAUCAAUGAUGCUUUACACAACCUUAUGAGUUGAAUACCAGAUACAAUACCAGUGUCUCCUGACAGCGAUGUGUACCAUGUGAUUGACUGGCAUUGCUUGCCUGGCCAAUAAUUCCUGAAAAGAUCUUUUCUUACAUUUAUUUUCAGCGUUGUUCUAAAGUCUUAUGCAUAAUGACUGAUCUUUAAUACUGCAUUAACUGCUGUUUUUCAAGACUAAAACUUGUCUUGUUUUCAGUUCCCUUCACCGUAAUUUAUCAAUGUUGCCAGUAAAAGACACCAAUUCUAAGAUUUUGGAUCCCGGCUCUAGUGGAAUGAUGGAUUUUAGUCCACUAGAUACACAGAGAUGGGUAGGGCUGCGUACCAGAAUGGAGGAAGAUCGAGCAAAAAACAUGGAACAGCUUGAGCUGGAUGUUCUAGCAUGUACAGCUCUGAGAGGGCCACUGGGUACUACUGCCAACAUGGAACAGUCAGUGAGCAGCAGAAGGGAGAAUGGUCAAGGAAAGAAUAUGGAACAAAUUGACCACAGUAUUCCAGGUUCUGUAGGCAAAUCUGGACCAGUAGUAGCAACUGCAAAUAUGGAACAUACUUCCGAGUCACAGUCACUUCUGUUGUUGCUUCUUCGUAUGUCAAAGAGUUGUCCUUACAAAGAUGUCAGAAAGAAGAGCUCUGAGAUCCUGCAGGCUGCCCAGGACAGAAGAGUUAAGAUUCCUCGGCCAUUAGGACAUGGGCCAAGCUCCUUUAUUCCACUGGAAGAGAUACAGCAAGAAGGUGUUGAUGGCUCUGAGCAGCAUAUUUUCAUGGAGGCCUUUAUAGCAGCAGGAAGGGUAGACAAUGUUAUGACAGUGAUGGGCCUGCACCCAAAGUACCUCUCUUGUUUCUGGGCGACUCAUCAUUACUUAUUGCGGAUGGAUAGCCCAUUGCCAUUCCCUGUUCGGCACUAUAUUGCUAUAAUGGCAGCUGCUCGGCAUCAGUGUUCUCAGCUUGUGAAUCUACACAUUAGUGAGUAUAUUCAUGUGGGUGGUGAUCCUCUGUGGUUAAAUGGAAUAAAAUUUGCUCCAGAAAAACUAAGAAAUUUGAACGAAAUCAACAAAAUCCUGGCCCACAGACCUUGGCUGAUUACCAAAGAACACAUUGAGGCUUUGUUGAAGACUGGAGAGAACAGCUGGUCAUUAGCUGAACUUAUUCAAGCCGUGAUCCUCCUUGUCCACUUCCACUCACUUUCAUCUUUCGUUUUUGGCUGUGGAGUGAACCCAGAAUUGGAUCUAGAAGGUGGUCAUGUGUUUAGACCUCCCUCACCACGAGACUGUUACCUAGUUGGCAGCAGCCCAGGCUCAAAAGACUGCGUGAAUGGAAUAAGAGUAUGAUGAUUAUGACUAUGGACAAGUCAAUGUCCUCCUUGAGCGCAGUUUGAAGGUGUAUAUAAAAACUGUGGCGUGCUACCCUGAGAGAACAACCAAAAAGAUGUACUUGGAUUUCUGGAAGCACUUUAGGAACUCUGAAAAGGUACAUGUGAACCUGAUUUUGCUGGAAGCACGAAUGCAAGCUGCAUUGCUGUACGCUUUGCGUGCAAUCACCCGUUACAUGACAUGACAUCCCUCAGUUGUCUUCCAUCUUGAUGCACCGAGGAGUAUCUUGGCAUGGCCUUCAGGCAUCAAGAAAGUGCGAUCUACUGCAAAAUGUUGUACAAGCUUAAAAAUGAACAGCACUGUAACAUAAUUUGCAGCUACCUCCAUACGUAAAGACUAAGUUUGUGAAAUAGUGCGGACAGACCUGUAUUGGCUGACUUUUCCAGUGUUUCGUUUCCUUGUGUUUUGGUGACAACACUCCAGGGUAUUGGCCAGUUUGGUGGUUUCAGGAGAUUCCAGUUGUCAGACCAAUAAAACUGCUAUAUAGAGCUGCAUUUCUUUCUGGAAGUAGGAUUCACUGGGUGUAUGUACUGAGUGCACUUCCCAUUUCCCAGCUGUCUCUACAAGAACUUUAUAACACACCACUUGAUUCUCCUUAGUUGUGCUGGUAUGUAUGUAAAAGUUGUACUGUGAUGUUGCUGCAGAGUCAUUCCUACUGUACUGCAAUUCCCCUUGACUCUUAAAGCCUUGUAAAUAGUUUGAAUUGCAUGGUGUCAUUUUCAUCGUUUCCCCCAAAUAGUGUCAAGUCUGUUACUGCUUUUUGUGCUGCCGUGUAGUUAUUGUAACACCACAAAGGUUUGGUCAGAGAACCUUUCCUUAAACUUGUGCAUGACAUCUUAAUUCCUAAAUGAACAAUCAACAGACUGGCACUUUCUUAUGUUAUUGGACUUGAGUAACCCAUGCCAAAAAAUGUGUAUACACUCAAGUUUGGUUUUAAAAGUAGUUCUGCUUUUUGGGAUUUUUUAUGCAUUUAUUAUAUGGAAUUCUGUCCCCAAAUGCAUGAUGCUGUGUGAGAAAUGGCACUUUACUGCAAAGCAGAUGUCUGUUCUUCCACUGCAUCAGUGGAACGAGAUCAUCAAGACCAUUGGCCAUUUUAUGGUCGUGAAUGAGGUCAUAGUAGUUUGUUUUACUAUAUUUGUAUAAUGGCAAGCAGAAGUAAAAUUUUCACUGGUUGAACGAGCUGACUUUUCCAUGGAUGAAAUAGUCAUGCUUCCUGUUAAAUUCUUUUGUAUAAUUUCAUUAUUUGGAGUUGUUCUGAAGUGUAAGACAACUCUUCAGAUGCGAGUUAAAUAUUUAAUGCUCUUUAAUUAGAGCUUAGACCCUUUAUAAUUAGCCUUUACCAUAGCUUCUGUGAUUGUGUUCAUUGGAAAGCAGUGCUUUUGUGAGAAGACUGAUUUCAAAGUGAAGUUUUAGGGCAGUGUUUUUUUUUUUUGAGCCCUGAAGUUGCCACAAUACCUGUGCAUGAGGGGUGCAUAACGUGGACUUCUGCAGGGAACAGGACAAUUCCUCUGCUGCGUUAAGUUUGAGGACAAGGUGGUAAAAGUCUCUUAGCAACACAACAACCUAAUGCUGUAUCACGGUGGAGGAGCAGUUUUGUACGAAAAGAAACAAUUCAACUUUCAGUUGAAUACUAGUUUACUGGUUAAUAUCAUUGUGGCAGUGUACAGCUACCCUGUGUGCAGUAGCAGAAGAGUCCAAAGUUUCUUAGUAUGCAGUAUUUUCUGUUGCAUUACACUACUCCUAAAGCAAGAGAUUACCCCAUCACUACCACCCACCCACAAAACAAACCAGAAAAUGUAUAAGCAUUUAUAGGUUGCCGUAUACAUCAGACUGCUGUGGAAUGUAACCACCACAGCAAAUUAAAAUAAUUGAAUGUGUACCUGAAAGCAGUUGUCUCAACAUUUUAUCUGUGUGAUUUUUUUUUGAGGAAUUUAAGAGCAGAAUGCCAUAGUUCUUUUGGUUAAAUUUCAGUUCCUGAAGACUUGUGACAGUUUGUAACAAUUUUCAUCGGCAUACACACAUUUAUUUUCUUUUAGCAAGUUAGUUGCAUAUCAGAGGAAACUAGUGCCAAUUCAUGCUUGACAUUCAGUGCUUAUAAGCAAAAAAAUGAUUCAAGAAAAAAGUGCUUUGUAUUUAAAAAGUUUAUUUUCUCGUAAUUCUCAUUAUUAAUGCAAGCAAUACUUCUGUUUCAGAGACAUUGUGGGAUUUUAUUUACUAGUAGGGGAACUUAACAUUGAAGAGUAUUUCUUUAGCCAUUGACUUGACAUUGAGUAAUUGUGUUAUCAUAGGACUAUCCAUGACUAGCAGACUGAAUAUCCUUGGAGUGACUCUGGGUGUAGAAGGUAUAUGCCUGAAUAUGGCUUUACCAAGACAGUCCAGCACUAGCAGCAGUCUCCUCUUGGGUACAUAGACAACCGAUUUAAUGUUUUUGGCUAGCAAAGCAAGUGUAAGCAGUUAAGACCUUUGGGAGGGUAGCACAGCAGAGAAUUCUGCUUUCACACAAACCUAACACCAACUCAGGGCAUUUGGGAGUGCCAAGUCUCACUUUUUUACCUCCCACUGGGUAGUAAAAGCUGGGUAAUACAUUUUUUAAGGUAAAAAGUCCUCUCAUGUAGGUCUUUCCUCUGGAUUUCCUGUCAAAGCAGUGUUCUGAAAAGCCAUAUGACAGGUGUUCAGCCCAGAAACAUGAGUUGUGCACAUAACUUGUAUGCCUUAAUGCAUAUUAUAGGUCUUUUUUAUGACCAUGUAUACUUCAGGGAGAGAGCAGUACUAUUUGUAACAGGUGAGUGGUCUCUGCCCCUUAAGGUUGCUGCUUUUGUUUUGUGGCCUAUCAUUUUAUGAGACUUGUCUUUUUAUGCCAUCAGAACUCAUUUUUGCAGCCAUGUUGAUACCAAAUGUAAGGAGAGUAAGCUGUAAUCCUGAAAAGUCAGUAAGGACCACUUAGAAAAUGUAAAAGGUGUUUUACACAGACAGUUGGCAACUAUAGCAGUUCAGUAUUUGCUUCUUCCUUCUAAUGUCUUUGGAGUCAGAUUGCAAAUAAUUUGGUUUAACAGUUUUUGCCAGUGAGCUAUGACUCUUCGUUGGAAGAAUUGUUAACUUGGUCUGAUUGCACCCAUGCUGUCAAAAUUGUUUGAAAAGGUUUUCUGUACUGCUUAGAAGCAGCAGUGUACUAAUCAGCACCAAAGAACUGUGGAAGAUAGCUUUCAUUUUUUUUUCCAAAGAAAGUCCUGGGAAGUUUAUACUACAAUGGCUGUUUGUAAUUUGAUUAGCUGUGUUACAUUUUUGUGGACUUGCACCACAGCUUAGAACUCUUAUCUUAUUAAAUGUUUCCUGCUGAAAUCUAAAGUUGAGUGAUAAGUAGGUUCAUUUCCCUUAGUUCAGGGUGUCUCUUGAAGCAGAUCCAUGUAAUGGAAAUUCUCUCACCAUUGUCAUUGGUUCCAGCGUUAGUCUUUUACUAGGCAUUUCCUAUCCAGCACCAUCAUGGCACCCACAUCGGUAUGUAAAUUGGGCAAUGUCGGCAUGUGUUCAUUUUAUCCCUAAUGUGGACUCAGAUAUUCUACUGAUAUCCAGAGAAGACUGGCAUUUGGUCUUUUUUUCCACUUUGGAUUUCAUGACAGAAUUUUUGAAAAAUUUGCAGUAUUUUCACCAGUGCAGAGAUGGCAGGUAUAUGCUCAAGCACCAGUUUCUACUGAAAGACACUAUUUUCCUGCUUGGAACUGAGCUCAACAUGAACAUACAUUUUCUUGGAAGAAGAUGUUCUUUGAAAUGAUGAGCUGAACUCUAGCUCAAGUUUUUUCAGACCAUAGAAUUGUGCCCAUUUCCUAAAUCUUACCCAGAGUAAAAUGUGGAAAUUGGUUAGGUAAGAUGACUCGGAUGGCAGCUAAUUCCUCUCUUCCAUUCAUGAAAAGGUGUGCCACAAGUUGAAAUUUACCACUUCAAAAGCUUCGUAAAGUAGUGUUAACAAUAAUACAUUUUUGUGUUACAAAAUUAUAGAUAUGUUUUCUCCCAUUACAGCCAUAAUUGGUUCAAGUCAGUCUUGCUGCUGCUUUGACAAUAGUUCCAGUCUUGUGGGGCAUCCUUAACCAAAUUUGGCAAUGACAUGCAGGUUCCUUUGAGUUGACUGAUCCGUAAACCUCACCUGGUUUGAUGGCAUUCCAGCCAAAGAGCGAUUUGUCUGCUUACAGCUUUUGCUUCACUGAAUGCUGUUGUAGAAUUCUGCUGCAGAUCAUGUGAUAUUAGUCGGAAAAGACUAGCAUCUACUCAAGAGCUGGCUGUUGCCUGUUUGUCACAUGGUUUCAUCAGUGGAGGGAGAAUUUGCAGUAAAAAUUGCCAGUUCAGUAUCUGACCAUCCCUCAAUGAUAACUGUCCCACUGGUAACACUUGGAGAUGAUAGGCUGUAGCACUCCCAUUACUGGCACCUAAAUUGAGGUUAUUGCUUCAGUAUGCUUUAGGGAACUAAACAUUUAGGUGACUGAGAGCCAGACAUCCAUAGCACUUGCAUGGGCAGAAGUCCCAAGUACUGAUGUCCACUUCACCAGUGCACUACUUUUGCAGAUUCAAAAUUAUAUUUCAGAAAACGGUGAGUGGUGAGGAUAAAUUACCCUGGUAGACAAAUAUAAAUAAGAUUUUCGUACUGCCUGAUUUAUUUUCCUAACUGGGAAAAGUGAAAUUUUAGUUUGUCCUGGGGAGGGGACGGUUCUUUUAUAACCAAAUGUUACAUACCUUCAUCUUGUGACCUUAAAUUUGUUUGCAAAUCAUUCCUGUCAUCUCACAAGCCUUCUGUGGGCCAUUUGGUAAGAUCUUGUGACUGAUGCUGACAUCUGGGAACAACCCACCAGUGAAUUGGAGCCACACCCCUAGCAGAAGUCCUGGGCUUUUAAUGCCCUUCUGUUGCAUGGUUGAGCAGCUGAGUUUCAGUGCUUGAUUUCCAAAGUCCAGUGCUUGCUUUCAUCCAGGGAUAUUAGCAGAAGUUGGUUCUUGGAAUGGAAAGUAAUGGUAGUAUACCUUCAGAAUUUUGUAGUAUUGUCAGUUAUGGCACCAGCAAAUGUUAAUAUUGAUAUGCCGGAUUCCAUAACUUGUUCACUGCCAACAAGUGUGUGUGAAGUUGCACCUGUAGCAGCAUUAGCACAUCCUUUAAAUCCUGAUCCUGUUUUGAUAAAGCAUUACAAAAGUACCUUCUGGAUUCAUUACAAGUGAUGUCCGAGAACAACAUUAUUAAACAAACUUGCAGUAAUGGUCCAGAAAGUUAUGUACAGAUUUUCUCUAAAUUUUCAAAACUGCUGUGAAACCAGUCAUACAUGCUAGACAGAAAAGUAGCAGUACUUUGUUAAUAUAAGCAAUUCCUUUUUGUAUGGUAUUUGAGAUUUACAGAAAUUUUGUUUACGUAACUGUAUUAAAAAAACACAAAUGACGUUUUGUCAGCAGCAUUUACCUGACAUCUCCUGUGUCUCAAGUGUAGUGCAUUCUACAUGAACAAUUCUACUUACAUUUUAGUACCCAGCAAGACUAACAUCGGAUACCAACUCUAGACCUUGAUGAUCUGCAUUGUUUAACAUGGUGUAUUUGGUCACCUUGUAGUCUUGUCUGAAAACACACAAAAUGGCAUAUGCAUAACAAAGAAACAGGUAGCUUUCAUAAUUUGGGACAUCUGUUUUGGCCUUUAGCAGCAAGAAUCUAGCAGUAGUAGCUACCUUUCUUUGUAGUUAACUUUUUUCCCUUAUUCAGACAUUUAGAUUCAGAUUAUCCCAUCUUGUAGUCUGCUCAGUAAAGAUGCAUUCUUCACCCUUUUCUGUACCUUUACAUUAUAAUAGAUGUAGCACAUUCCCCUUUUUUCUAUCGCAGGUUUUGGAGUUUAAUGGGAUUAAUACCACUUAGCGUUCAUUCAUCUUGGAAGGUGACCUUAGCACUGUCUGGAUAACUGAUUUGCCAAGUAUUACAUAGCAGAAGCUGAGGUAAUUGAACCCAUGAUUGCAGGUUGUGGCUUGGUAGCAACUUGUACUUGUCUGGAUUGAGCCAUUUAACUUGGGAUAAAUUUCCAAAUUAAGUUCACGGUCAAGAGACUGUGUUCAUUCUUGAGGUCUAAACUCUGUGACUGAAAAUCUUAUCUUACUUCCAUUUGAGCCUUCUGCCACUUGUGAACUGGAAUGGCUGCUUUGGUGAUUUUUAUCAUCCAAAAUGACUUACAAGCUCUCCAUUUCUCUGUUCACAAGAUUUACCCCAUCCUUAUAAAAAGAUAAAGUCCUGCAAAUGUUGUUCUUUAUGGGUACAGUUACCAGUACUUUCCUUUCCCAGAAAAUGUAGCUUCACGUUUCUUGUGCAAUUCUGGUAUUUAAAGCAGACUGAAUUAUUUCACAGUCGUAACUCUCACUUUUGCAAAAGGAGAACUGUUGUAAAUGAACAAAAAUAUUGUUCGAGUUGUUGCUGCUUCAGUAAUUUUAUCAAUUUGCCAUUGGAAGAUUUCUGCUCAGCAAUGUUUGCUUCUUCACAUCCUUUCAUUAUGUAGUACAUAUUGUGCUGUUUGACAAAAGUUCUUUUUGAAGGUCAGUAAUGCAAUUUUCUUAUUAGAAGGGAGCAUUUGUUCUUGUUCUCUUUCUCCCUUUGUAGUUUAUGGUAUCUGCUUGAUAAUCUUUUUCCAGUUUGUGGAUCUUUUGCGGAUGAUGCCCUGAAGCAAGUUGAAACAGUCAUUUGAGGAGCUCACCAUUAACAGAGCUUUGAGGGUUCCUUGCAGCAGAUAUUUAGGUUCCUGUCCAUACACUUCUUUCUUGCAAGAAUCUUGCAAUUGUGAAGGUGGGUUAUUGUAAUCACUUGGAUAAGUCCAUUCAGCAUUUGUGGAAAGUGUUUGAGGUCAAUAAAGAACUGAAGAAAAUGCUGUUGCCAUCCAUCCAUUUUGUAUGUGGACAUGGCUUUCACAAUUACUGGUAACAGUGGGUUAGACCAUUGACAGACUGAGGGAGGAAAAAGCUGCAUUGGUAAGCAUCUGCUCUCCCAGAUGCCUAUUACAGCACAGUUGGCAAGAUUUGAAUGUCAGAUGCCAAGUUCACCAGAUCUUCCACUUCUAAUCUAGAUGUUAUUUGAAGGUUUUAUAGUGGCUUCUAAAACUGUCAAGGAACACACAAGUCAUAAAUGCCUACCAUUGCAUUUCUUGGCAGAGACUUAAAUAAUGUUGAGGAGGUCUUUGUGGUGGCAAAUUCCCAAACUGUUAAUGGUUUGCCAGUUAACUUAAUUGCUUUACAUUUGUUUACUAGUUAGGCAUAAUCUAAUUAUCCCAUAAUGAUAGCGGCAUCAUAUCCAAGUAGGGCAUACUGAUUCAGCCAGGCCAUCAGCAGCAUUUUGCUGGAGACUUCUUUCUGUAUGUUCAGUACACGUUUUUAAAAGUAACAUUUGUGAGAAUCAUUUCAAGAAGUGCUCACACAUAAAAAGAUAGUCUUCCUGCAGGUACUUUU